Equus caballus (horse) is the source of this 3445-nucleotide messenger RNA. It is a transcript of the gene CHRNG, whose product is annotated as cholinergic receptor nicotinic gamma subunit. Gene Ontology annotation, cellular component: postsynaptic membrane; synapse; plasma membrane. Gene Ontology annotation, molecular function: transmembrane signaling receptor activity; acetylcholine-gated monoatomic cation-selective channel activity. The record is from RefSeq and is a predicted model, not a curated record. Gene Ontology annotation, biological process: nervous system process; regulation of membrane potential; chemical synaptic transmission. Lineage: Eukaryota; Metazoa; Chordata; Mammalia; Perissodactyla; Equidae.
CUGGCUGGGGUGGGAGUGUGGGUUGUUACAUGAGACUCAGAGUCUGCAUCUCUCUACCCCUGCCCUGCGGAGCUACAGUCCAUCCUGUCACUGCCUGGAGCUGUGGCACCAUGCACAGGGGCCAGGGGCCGCUGCUCCUCCUGCCACUGCUGGCUGUCUGCCUGGGAGCCCAGGGCCGGAACCAGGAGGAGCGUCUGCUCGCGGACCUGAUGCACAACUACAACCCCCAUCUGAGGCCCGCCGAGCGCGACUCGGAUGUGGUGAACGUCAGCCUCAAGCUCACCCUCACCAACCUCAUUUCCCUGAACGAGCGAGAGGAGGCCCUCACCACCAAUGUCUGGAUAGAGAUGCAGUGGUGUGACUACCGCCUACGCUGGGACCCACAAGACUACGAGGGCCUGUGGGUGCUGAGGGUGCCGUCGACCAUGGUGUGGCGGCCGGACGUGGUGCUGGAGAACAAUGUGGACGGCGUGUUCGAGGUGGCCCUCUACUGCAACGUGCUCGUGUCUCCGGAUGGCUGCGUCUACUGGCUGCCCCCCGCCAUCUUCCGCUCCUCCUGCCCUGUCUCUGUCACCUACUUCCCCUUCGACUGGCAGAACUGCACCCUCAUCUUCCAGUCCCAGACCUACAGCACCAACGAGAUCAACCUGCACCUGAGCCAGGAAGAUGGCCAGACCAUCGAGUGGAUUUUCAUUGACCCCGAGGCCUUCACAGAGAACGGGGAGUGGGCCAUCCGGCACCGGCCAGCCAAGAUGCUGCUGGACAUGGGGGCAGGACCGGCCGAGGGGGCGGGUCACCAGAAGGUGGUCUUCUACCUGCUCAUCCAGCGAAAGCCCCUUUUCUACGUCAUCAACAUCAUCGCACCCUGCGUGCUCAUCUCCUCCGUCGCCAUCCUCAUCUACUUCCUUCCUGCCAAGGCGGGUGGCCAGAAGUGUACUGUCGCCAUCAACGUGCUCCUGGCCCAGACCGUCUUCCUCUUCCUUGUGGCCAAGAAGGUGCCCGAGACCUCUCAGGCGGUGCCACUCAUCAGCAAGUACCUGACCUUCCUCCUGGUGGUGACCAUCCUCAUUGUCGUGAAUGCUGUGGUCGUGCUCAACGUGUCCUUGCGAUCCCCACACACGCACUCCAUGGCCCAUGGGGUCCGCAAGGUGUUCCUGCAGCUCUUGCCUCAGCUGCUGCGGAUGCAUGUUCGCCCGCUGGCCCCGGCAGCAAUGCAGCACGCCUGGCCACGGCUACAGAAUGGCCCCUCCUCGCCGUGGCCAAUCACAGCUGGGGAGGAAGGGGCCCUCUGUCUGCCUCGCAGCGAACUCCUCUUCCGGCAGCGGCAGCGCAACGGGCUGGUGAGGGCAGCACUGGAGAAGCUAGAGAAAGGCCCAGAGCCGGGGCAGAGCCAGGAGUUGUGUGGCAGCCUGAAGCAGGCCGCCCCGGCCAUCCAGGCCUGUGUGGAAGCCUGCAACCUCAUUGCCCGUGCCCGGCGCCAGCAGAGUCACUUUGACAGUGGGAACGAGGAGUGGUUCCUGGUGGGCCGUGUGCUGGACCGUGUCUGCUUCCUGGCCAUGCUCUCCCUCUUUGUCUGUGGCACUGCUGGCAUCUUCCUCAUGGCCCACUACAACCGGGUGCCCUCCCUGCCAUUCCCUGGAGACCCCCGCUCCUACCUGCCCUCACCUGACUGAGCCAACCAAUUGAGGCUAGCCAUGCGGAGUCUUAUCAGCUGUGUUCUGCUGCUGUGGUCACGAGGGUGCUCUUUGGGAAGUGCCACAUGUGAGCCAACCAGCCCUGAGAAAAGCUGGAGAAAUAAAGAGACAGAGCAGGAGUCCUGGAGUGGUUGGCGAUGGGCUGUGGGCAGGAUGUGCUGGGGGUCAGCAUCCAUGUGACAUUGGCCAGCUAGUCCUGGCACUCCCCUCACUUCAGCAAAGCAUUAUCACCCCGCUAUCAUUUCUGAAGCCCUAAGGACUCUGUUUUGUAUGCCGUCCCCAACUAGGCAAGGUCCUAUCCCUCCAAGCCUGGGCCUCCCUUCCCUUUUAUGAGUUUCCCAUAGGCUCCUAAAGGAGGAAAAUCAAGAGAGAUGUGACACCUCCAACUGGCACCUCCCUCCCUCCCCUGCCUUCUGGGAGCUGUAAGCACCCAAUACUCACCUGGGCCAGUGACCUUUCCACUCAUGCACAUUUUGUCAUUGAUCACAGAAGAUUUCACAAGUUUUAUCUUUCCUCACUGUUAAGAGCUUAUCCUACCACGGACAAUCAAGAGUCACUAUUCCCCCAUGUUUGAGAUGGGCAAAUUGGGGCCCCCCCAAGAAAGGGGCUUCCCAGAACACUGGUGGCUAAAUAAGGUUUGGAGUCCAGAAUUCCUGACUCAGGCACAAUCUUAGACACUAUGGCCUGGAAAAUGGACCCCUCUUCCUUCUCUUCUCAAAGGCCAGGGCGUCUGCAGUGGUCUCAAAGGACGGUUAAGACAAGGAUGAGCUAGGCAGGGAGCCUGGGAGGUGACAGGGAACCGCUGGGCUCUGCCUCCCAGGAGGAGACCCUGACCAGCCUCCCUUGGCUCCAUUUAGGAAACAAGGCCUGCUGAGGUCUUCCUGGGAGAAGCAAGGCCCUGCUUUGAGAGUACAGCUGGGGCCUGAACUCCGUUGGUGACAAGACAGCUUGGGCAAGUCAUCUGUGCUCCUUGAGCCUCUGUUUCCUCGUCUGUAACUAUGGGCACAGAUGUCAGUUCUUAGCUACCCUCAUCACAGGAUCAAAGGUGCAGGGGGGCGAUUCAAAAUGUGAAAAGUGCCACAUAAAGACCUGAUAACGGGACAUUGCUUGGGGACAGGGGAGCGGACCCGGGAAAUGCCACCCCCUCUUCCCCAAAUACAGGGUUGCUGGCUUUGGGGGUCAAUCUACCAGCAGGUUCAUUUCAUUUAUUCCAGUGAGUGUGUGUGUGGAGCAGAGACUUAGUCCAGAUCCGGAAGGCACUCUGAUGCGGGUGGGACCAUCUCUGGUUCCCGUAAGCCUCUUACUAGCUUUGUCACCCGGGCUGAGUCCCUCAACCUCUCGGCCUGUCUCGGAGGGCGGAGAUCAGCUCUGUAGCUCCUGGCACAAGGAAGCACAGAUUAACGUCAGCUGCAGCUUAUCGAGGGCUAUUGUGUGUAGCGCCCGACACUGAAGAUCUCGUUCAAUCCACACGGCACCCUGAAAAGGCAGGUACUGUAGUCUAGCAUCGCCAGGACCCAGGAAGGGACAGCCUCGGGGAGGCUGAGAGAGUCCCGGACCGCGCAGCCCGCACUGGGGGUGGAGCCGGGAUCUGUCCCAAGCAGAGUCCAGAGCCCGCGGCUGCCCCGUUCUCCGAGCCCGCCAAGGGACGGGCUCAGGACGCGCUCUCUCGGGUGGGGAGCGCUAUUUUGGAGCCGCCGGGCGGGCGGGAGGCCGACAGGGACAGAAAUGGAGACAUCUGACUCCAGCAGCAC